UAGGUUUCACCGGUGGGAGGCGCCUGAUUUGAAUUUUGUCUCAGGUGAGAUGCAUAAAACAGGUAAGAUGAGAGUCGACGCCACUUCUGCUUCGUUUGUCAUCAGCUUUGAGGUUUUCACAGCAGUGUAAAAUGGGUUCCAAACUUGAGAGUGCAAUGGAGGGGCUAAUUCAAGUGUUCUACUCAUACUCCUCAAAAGAAGGGGACAAGUACAAGCUGAGCAAAGUUGAGCUGAAGAAUCUAUUGCAGGGUGAACUGAGUGAAUUCCUGGCGGCAUGCAAGGACCCUAUGGUAGUAGAGAAGAUCAUGAGUGAUCUGGAUGAAAACAAAGAUGGCGAAGUGGACUUUCAGGAGUUUGUCGUCUUGGUUGUUGCGCUGACGGUGGCCUGUAACAAGUUCUUUGUAGAGGGCCUGAAUGAAUGAAUGAGUUGUUGGGGGGGGGGGGG
Molecule: messenger RNA, 445 nt
Organism: Oncorhynchus kisutch (coho salmon)
Lineage: Eukaryota; Metazoa; Chordata; Actinopteri; Salmoniformes; Salmonidae
Product: protein S100-A1-like
Exons: 3
Coding region: 132-422 (96 amino acids)
Cellular component (GO): cytoplasm
Molecular function (GO): calcium-dependent protein binding; calcium ion binding
Source: RefSeq, a predicted model, not a curated record